Messenger RNA from Osmia lignaria (orchard mason bee), 2905 nucleotides. RefSeq lists its product as uncharacterized. NCBI's taxonomy places the organism in Eukaryota, Metazoa, Arthropoda, Insecta, Hymenoptera, Megachilidae. The record is from RefSeq and is a predicted model, not a curated record.
AGUUCCCUAUUCCAUUCGAACGUCAAGUUAAUUUAACAGGUUGCUAAAAUAUUUAUGCAUUCAAUUACUGAUUUUUAUUCGCUGAGCAACCUGUAGGAGCAAAAUAAUUAGUUCACAUAUGGCACAGGGGACCUGUCACCCCUUUUGGCCCCCAAAAUUUUGUUCCCCAUAGAUAUAAAAGAAUCACGUUUCUAUAUGCUUCUAUAUUCAUUGUUAAUAUUGAUGAAAUUUUUCUGAAUUUUUAUCAAAUUAUGAUCUGUCAAAAUUGUGACAAGUGUAUUAAAAAUGACCAUAAUAUCGAAGGUCCUUGUGAGAAAGAGAAGCUUUAGUGUCGUGGUCCGUGCAAUCUGCGACGAGCGACCGUUCAGAAUUUAUUGUCGGAUCUCGGAGCUGGAAUACGUUCCUGUAUACAACUUGAUCAGCUUGAAGGGUGGUCUGAACCUGAUAUGCAACCCUGAAAUCUAUGUGAUCGUGGACGAACCUACCCUCGAUGUUUAUCUAUGGAAACAUAAGACUUCUCGGAAAUCGCAUAUAAAGAAUGACUCCAUUGAAAUCAUCACCGAAAGCAAUGCUGAAACCGAUUUCGAUUUCAUCCGCAGCGAUAUGAGAGAAUCCUCGUCUUUCAUGCUGUCCGACGUGGAAAUAUUGCAGUGCGCUUUAUCGAUCAGAAAGGUGCAUGACGAUGAUCCUGGCGCCCGUUUUCGUUAUUUAUUCGUGAAAACUUCACCUGUAUACGGGCGCGAAUUGAAAGAUACCAUUAGACAAGUGAAUAUUUUGGUGAAGGGUUUUCCAGAAAUCAAGAGCAAUCCUAGUUGCGAACCCUUUUUAGAAGUGAAAAAACUUCGUUCGCAAACGCCCAGUAGAAGCUCGAAAAAAAGAAGAAAAUAAAAAAAUUUUUAUUGCCAGUAAAAAUUUUAAUAAAUUGGAGAUUCAAGAUUCUAUAUAAUAUUUUUAAGGGUAAAUUAGAAAUAGCUUUUAACCUGGAUUUUUCUAUAUUAUAUCGACACAAGAAUUUAUGAAAAGUUUUUCUCAGAAAUUCAAGAUUUUUCAACUUCAAAACGUACGCAGAUUUUAUUCCAGAAUUAUUUUUGCUUCCAUAUUCCAUGAAAUUUUCUGUAUGCCGUUUUUUAUCAUGUUUGUAAUAUUUUUAACCGUAAAUUAAAAAAUAGCUUUUAACCUAGAUUAUUUUUAUAUGAUAUGAGCUGUCAGUAGAAAGUUGAAAAUUAAAAAUGUUUCAUCCCUCAAAUGCAGUAGCGAAACUGGACAGGGGCAGGAUGCACCUGGUUCUAAAAACCUGAACUGGUUCCUUAUAAAAAAAGGACCCUUAUCAAAUUUCAGAAUUCCAAAAUUUCUAAGUUUCUAAAGGACCUGGCCCACCCCCAAAAAAGGUCCAGAUUACGCCAAUGCUGAAUCGUGCACAGAUUUUACUCUAAAAAUAUUUUUUCUCAUCAUAUCAUUUCUGAACAAUAAACAGAAAAGUAGGUGUGUAAUUGAGACAUUUCUUUCAUAAAAACAGCUCGACGUAAAUGUACUUUAAAAAAUGAGCUGCAGAUGGAUGGAAAUGGAUGAAAAAUGAUUUCAUUUUGAAAUUGUCGAAAUUGUACGAGGGAGAUGCAUUUAAAUCCGGCUUCAAACGUGACACGGUUCUUGUGUAAUAAAACUAGUACGCGAGUGUGUCGCUACACUUGUCUCGCUCUAAUGAUCAUUAAGCAGACUGAGAAAAGUCAACGGGCCGGGCUAGCACGAGAACAUUACCAGAGUAUUUUCCCUUUAUUUUUCCUUUUCUUCUUCUUCUUUUUCUUUUUUUUCUAAAGUGACGCGUCCUACUAGCGGCAAAGUCUUUCCUGUUUUUUCCUGUGGUGUUUCCUCGCACCCGAGCAUUUCCUUUUAAAUCAUCCUGCCCGUCCCGUCUUAGCCUCCAGCGUCUCAGGAUACUUCAUAAAGAUUUUCUCUUGGACGCUUUCUACUUUCUGUUUUUGCCUUCUUCGAGCUUAAAAGACGUCCCAUUCAAAGUUGAAAACGUAGGAACUGUGUCCGGCCGCGUUAUUCUCGGCUUUAUAGCAGGCUAGCUUCUCUAACCGGAGACAAAUUUUUAAUCAAACAGAAUAUUUCACGAGGGAAAAUCCUUUUUCCGUUUAAUCCUUGCUAAGAGAACAAACGUCCACUGUGAAUUAUGAAAGAAUUUAAAUUACAUUUUGGAUUUUCAACACCCGAAUCAUUACUGUAUUUCAUUUUCAUUUUCCAACUAUUUGUAGAUUUUAUUUUCUAAUUAGGUGUUCAAUGACCUUACAUGUUAAUUAUUGUUCUGUACAGGAGAACAGCUCCUUUCAGAUUGAUAAACGAGUUGAUUAACAGGUUCGCGGGUGAAAUCUUGUCGGUGGAUAUUUAACCCUGUGAAUGGAAAACGGGACACCGGGCUAUCAGAGACGCAGUGUGACGUCAAUGGGUCAAAGUGUCUGUCCUUGUUAAAGGGGUUUCUGGAAUGUUGCGUUCACGCGUUUGAAUCUACGCGAAUCCGGCUGGAUCUCGAUGUGGUUUGGCAGGGAAUUCGUGUCGCUAGCAAUUUAACCCUUUCCGUAGGAAGGGACCAACUUUAACGCUGGAACUAAGCCAUCAAACUUUCAAUUUAGAAUUUUCCCAUAUUUUCAUUUGCCUGGAAAUAUUGGCCGGUAAGAAAAUUGCGUUUUAGUGGUUUAUUCUCAAGGAGAAAAGUGGUUAUCGAAUAAGAAUGAACACUCUGCGUAAUUUCUCCGGGGAUACUGUCGCUGCCUUUACGGUGCUCGGUCUAUUUUCCCAGUCUAUGGGGAAAGUGAUACUUCGCUAACUCUUCGGAGACUCAAAAAAUAAAGUAUCAGUAUUGCAAUGAGAAAUGGCAAGAUUUUGGUAUUUUAUCAACCCUUGAUUU